Messenger RNA from Molossus molossus (Pallas's mastiff bat), 846 nucleotides. Its product is annotated as phosphatidylinositol-binding clathrin assembly protein-like. Bases 1 to 846 code for a protein of 281 amino acids. NCBI's taxonomy places the organism in Eukaryota, Metazoa, Chordata, Mammalia, Chiroptera, Molossidae. The record is from RefSeq and is a predicted model, not a curated record. Gene Ontology annotation, molecular function: 1-phosphatidylinositol binding; SNARE binding; phosphatidylinositol-4,5-bisphosphate binding. The transcript is spliced from 10 exons. Gene Ontology annotation, biological process: synaptic vesicle budding from presynaptic endocytic zone membrane; clathrin coat assembly; clathrin-dependent endocytosis. Gene Ontology annotation, cellular component: synaptic vesicle; extrinsic component of presynaptic endocytic zone membrane; clathrin-coated pit.
AUGGGGUCAUCUGUGUCCAAGGCUGCCCUCGAAGCGACCACGGAUGAGCUCAUGGAACCAGACCCGAAACAUCUAGCUGAUCUAAUUCAGUACAUAAAUGGAACAAAUAUGAGUGUUAAGCGCCUAGCUGAUGUUCUUUCUGAGAAAACUAGGAACAGCAGCUGGGUGGUGGUGUUCAAAGCCCUGGUUACGGUGCAUCACCUUAUGGUGCAUGGCAAUGAGCGUUUUAUCCAACAUCUUGCAUCUAGAAACUCUUUGUUCACUUUACACAACUUCCUGGAUAAAAGUGUCGUAGAAGGCUAUGCUAUGUCAACCUUCAUCAGACGAUAUAGCAGGUACUUGAAUGAAAAGUCACUCGCAUAUAGACUGAUCACAUCUGACAUCACCAAAACCAAGAGAGGGAUGGAUGGUAUGAUGAGAACUAUGAAUACUAAAGACCUACUAAACACACUUCCAGUUAUUCAAACUCAGUUUGAUGCUCUUCUUAAUUUUAAUGCAAGUGCCAAUGAACUAACUAAUGGUAUAAUGCAUGCUGCUUUCAUGCUCCUGUUUAAGGAUUCUCUUCGCCUCUUUGCUGCCUGUAAUGAGGGAAUACUUAAUCUGCUAGACAAGUUUUUUCACAUGACGAAGAACCAGUGCAACACAAGUUUGGAUAUUUACAUCAAGUUCCUUAGAAGCACAACCAAAUUGGCACAGUUCCUGAAGGUUGCAGAGCAAGUUGGAAUUGACAAGAACAACAUUCCGUAUCUUACUGAGGCACCAAGCAGUUUACUUGAAGCAUUAAAACAGCAUUUAGCUUCCUUGGAAGAGAAAAAUGACAUUUUUCCUCCUUACAGGUUAUGUUGA